Hypanus sabinus (Atlantic stingray) is the source of this 4062-nucleotide messenger RNA. Its product is annotated as putative PIP5K1A and PSMD4-like protein. Lineage: Eukaryota; Metazoa; Chordata; Chondrichthyes; Myliobatiformes; Dasyatidae. The record is from RefSeq and is a predicted model, not a curated record. The transcript is spliced from 28 exons. Gene Ontology annotation, molecular function: phosphatidylinositol kinase activity; nucleic acid binding. The coding region runs from base 223 to 3846 and encodes 1207 amino acids. Gene Ontology annotation, biological process: DNA integration; phosphatidylinositol metabolic process.
AGCAUGCGUGAUGGUUCUAUGGCGGUGUCUGGGAGAGGCAGCUGAGUAGGCGGCCGCCUGGGGUCCGAGUCCAACGCCACUUUGCUGCAAUCCAUUACUGGAGCUCACCAGAAAACGAUCUCUCAUCCACGGUUGAUCCCUUCUACUGCUAGUGGGUGGGCGCCUAUGGCGCAACUCAUGUAGAGUGCGGUCUCGGAGUCGGCGUCUGGGCCUUGGCGCAAGAUGGCGGCGGAGGGGAGCGGCGCAGCGGCAGGUUUAACUUCCAGAAGGACACCAUCUUCUGAGAUGGCUGGCUCUUCCCAUAGCAUGCAGUUGAAAAAGAUAGGUCACCGAGGAGUGGAUUCUACUGGUGAAACUACAUACAAGAAGACCACCUCCUCUGCCCUCAGAGGUGCAAUCCAGCUAGGGAUUACUCACACAGUGGGAAGCCUCAGUACCAAGCCUGAGCGAGAUGUCCUUAUGCAGGAUUUCUAUGUAGUGGAAAGCAUCUUCUUCCCAGGUGAAGGGAGUAACUUGACACCAGCCCAUCACUACUCGGAUUUCCGAUUUAAAACCUACGCUCCUGUGGCAUUCCGGUAUUUUCGGGAGCUCUUUGGUAUUCGACCAGAUGACUAUUUGUAUUCGUUGUGUAACGAACCACUGUUUGAGCUCAGUAACCCAGGUGCUAGCGGUUCUGUUUUCUAUGUGUCUGCUGACGAUGAGUUUAUUAUUAAAACGGUUCAGCACAAGGAGGCAGAGUUCUUGCAGAAGCUGCUCCCUGGAUAUUACAUGAACUUAAACCAGAACCCACGGACUUUGCUGCCCAAGUUCUUUGGGCUCUAUUGCAUCCAAUCUGGGGGCAACAAUAUUCGACUGGUAGUGAUGAACAACCUUCUGCCUCGGGUAAUGAAAAUGCACCUGAAGUAUGACUUGAAAGGUUCAACGUACAAGCGCAGAGCCUCUCAGAAAGAACGUGAGAAGUCACGGCCUACAUUCAAAGAUCUGGAUUUCCUGCAUGAUGUUCCCGAUGGUCUUUUCCUCGAUGCUGAUAUGCAUAGUGCCUUAUGUAAAACAAUUCAGAGAGACUGUUUGGUAUUACAGAGUUUUAAAAUCAUGGACUACAGUUUGCUGGUAGGAAUUCAUAAUAUGGAUCUAGCCAGCCGGGAGCGGGAGACUGAGGGUCAGCAACCUAGCAUAGAUGGCAUUGGACCAUCAGAUGCACGAAGACCAAUGGGCCAGCGCUCCCUUUACUCAACAGCGGUGGAGGCCAUCCAAGGUGAAUCACGCCUUGGAGCAACCAGUGAAACUGAUGAACAGAUGGGAGGUAUUCCAGCUCGGAACUCCAAGGGGGAACGCCUCAUGCUGUACAUUGGCAUUAUAGACAUUUUGCAGUCCUACAGGUUUAUAAAGAGGUUGGAACAUUCUUGGAAGGCCCUUGUGCACGAUGGAGAUACAGUGUCUGUGCACAGACCUGGUUUCUAUGCUGAGCGUUUUCAACGAUUUAUGUGCAACACAGUUUUCAAAAAAAUACCACUGAAACCUUCCCCGUCAAAGAAAAGUAGGCUCGGUAUGACAUCAAUGAGGCGGCCUACGACAGGUGGCUCUGGGCAGCCACCCUCAUCCUUGAAUGAGGAAGGUAAAGGCCAGGUGCCUACCAGGGAGAUCACUCAAGCAAUAAUAGAACCAGGAGCAUAUCAAGGUCGGCCUGACAUCCUACCCAGAACCCCACCCCUUGAUGAGGCUGCUAGUGAUUCAGCUGCCACAACUUUGUCCAGUUCUUCCCUUGCUGAACCUGGAGCACUGGAUGGCACAGGAACUAACUCCCCAGAUACAAGGCCUAUAGGAUUGGACGAGCACACCACCGAUGAGACUGAACAGCAUCCAAAUGAACUAGUUGCCAGCAGCGUAGAAAGUAUACCUCCAAUUAUUUCAGAGCCAGCCUCGGGGACCCCUCUUUCAGAGCUCUCUGUUGCGUCAAAAGCAGAGGAAGGCAACCGGUGUCAUGACACACUGUUAGAAACUGAAAUCUGCUUCGUAAGUAAACACCUAGCUGUAGAGCAGCAGCUGAUUGAUCAUCCUUUCUGCACUGAGUGGAAGGGAUAUUGUGGAGCCCACUGGUGUAUUCUGAACGUGAAGGAGCUGCUGUUGGAUAAUAUCAUAUCUUCCAGCAGCCCCCAGAAACACAUUCACCACAUCGUCGAGAGCGGGCAGGAAACCACAGAGCUUCUCAUCCGCCUCCACGGAAUCGCAGCAGACGUUGUCUCCGAUCGAGGUCCCCAAUUCAUCUUGCAGGUAUGGAAGGCCUUCUGUCAGGCCUUAUGUGUAUCGGUCAGCCUGUCAUCCGGCUUCCACCCCCAGAUGAACGGGCAAAUGGAACGGGUCAACCAAGACUUGGAGGCGACACUACAUUGCAUUACAACCAACAACCUGUCUACCUGGAGUGACCACCUCGCAUGGGUAGAGUACGCCCACAACUCUCUGGUUAGCACUGCCAUCGGAAGGUCUCCCUUGGGUACCAACCCCCACUGUUCCCUGUGCAAGAAGAGGAGAUUGCAGUGCCGUCCGUUCAGGCCCAUGUUGAUCGGUGCCACAAGGUUUGGGAGGACACACGCACGGUCCUGCUCAGAUCAGCUGAUGGCAACAGGAGGAUUGCUGAUCAACACUGGACUCCUGCGCCUGAGUAUCAACCGGGGCAGAUGGCCGACGGCCGGCUGUCGGAGACGCGUCAAGAUGGUUCUGGAGAGCACGAUGGUCUGUGUUGACAAUAGUGAAUAUAUGAGGAAUGGAGACUUCCUACCAACCCGACUGCAGGCACAGCAGGAUGCCGUCAACAUCGUGUGCCAUUCCAAAACACGGAGCAAUCCGGAGAACAAUGUUGGGCUCAUCACGUUGGCCAAUAACUGUGAAGUGCUCACGACCUUGACCCCUGACACAGGUCGGAUUCUCUCCAAGCUUCACGCUGUCCAGCCCACUGGGAAAAUCAGCUUCUGUACUGGCAUCCGGGUUGCCCACUUAGCACUUAAACAUCGUCAAGGGAAAAACCACAAAACACGGAUAAUUGUAUUUGUUGGAAGCCCAGUUGAAGACAAUGAGAAAGACUUGAUCAAAUUGGCCAAGAGACUGAAGAAGGAAAAAGUAAACGUGGAUAUUGUGAACUUUGGAGAAGAGGAAGCAAACACAGAUAAGUUAACAGCCUUUAUCAAUGCACUGAAUGGAAAGGAUGGAACAGGCUCACAUCUGGUGACGGUACCUCCAGGUCCCAGCCUUGCAGAUGCGCUCAUCAGCUCCCCCAUCCUCGCUGGGGAAGGGGGCACCAUGCUGGGACUUGGAGCCAGUGACUUUGAGUUCGGUGUGGACCCCAGUGCAGAUCCUGAACUGGCCCUGGCUCUCCGUGUAUCCAUGGAGGAACAGCGGCAGCGGCAAGAGGAGGAGGCCAGGAGAGCAGCAGCUGUGUCGGCCGUGGAGGCAGGAAUUGUCACUCCUACUGGUGAAGAGCCAGAUGAUACCGUUCUGAAGAUGUCAGUAACCCAGCAGGAGUCCCCGGAAACUGGCCUGCCAGAUAUAAGCAGCAUGACUGAGGAUGAGCAGAUUGCCUACGCCAUGCAGAUGUCUCUCCAGACACCCGAUUUUGGGAGUGCUGCCGAUUUAUCGGGCAUGGAUGCUGGUACCGCCAUGGACACCUCAGAAGCUACAGCCAAGGAGGAAGAUAACUACAAUGUCAUGGAGGACCCAGAGUUCUUGCAAAGUGUGUUGGAAAAUCUGCCUGGGGUUGACCCUAACAACGAAGCUAUUCGCAAUGCCAUGGGCUCUCUGCAAUCACAAACGUCGAAAGAUAGUAAGAAGGACAAGGAGGAAGAGAAAAAAUGAAGCUUACUGGCCAGAAUUUGAGAGAGAGCUUCUCUGCAUUGCUGCCCAAUAUUACCUGCAACACCACAACCCAUAUAGUUUUCUGUUGCAGUAAUAGCUGCAGAUGAUAGAAGUUCUGCUCAGAUGUCAUUUUUUUAUUUCUUUCAUUUGCCAUGUACUGUAUUAAAGGUCCUGACUUACAGUGGAAUGUUAAUAAAAUGUUCUUGCAUUUCUGAA